This is a messenger RNA of Effrenium voratum, 522 nucleotides long. The record is from the annotation of a GenBank genome assembly. NCBI's taxonomy places the organism in Eukaryota, Dinophyceae, Suessiales, Symbiodiniaceae.
AUGCAUGCAGACACCAUUCGCAGCAUCAACAAUCUGGGCUCGCUGCUGUGUUCCUGCAAGAAGCACGACGAGGCAGAGCCUCUCUUGCGCGAAAGUCUGGCGAAACAUCGGGCUUUGCUGGGUGACCUGGACGAGAGCACCCUGACCUGCAUGGGAAACUUGGCAAAGUUCCUGGAGGAGAGAGAGUUGCUUGUAGAGGGGGAGCAGCUCUACCACGAAUGCUUGGCGGGUCGCCGUGCGUUUUCCGGAGAAAAAGACCAGGGUACCCUGGCUCGCAUCUACAACCUGGCGGACUUGCUGAAGACUAAGGGUCAGCUUCAAGAGGCGGAGCAGCUGUUCCGGGAAGAGCUGGAGAAGUGCCGCGAGAUCUUGGGCGACGACCACGAGGAGACCCAGAACUCCAUCCGGAAUCUGGCGGAGCUGCUUGAAGAGAUGGGGCAAGUUGACGAGGCCGCCCGCCUCCGGGCGGAAGUCCCGGACAGCGAGGGCGAGGAGGAGGAGGAGGAUGGAGAGGAGCCUUGA